Messenger RNA from Vicia villosa (hairy vetch), 540 nucleotides. RefSeq lists its product as uncharacterized. Bases 1 to 540 code for a protein of 179 amino acids. NCBI's taxonomy places the organism in Eukaryota, Viridiplantae, Streptophyta, Magnoliopsida, Fabales, Fabaceae. The record is from RefSeq and is a predicted model, not a curated record. The transcript has a single exon.
AUGGCCGGCAAUAACGAAGAUCCCUCGUCAUUAGACGCUGCAAUUCUCAAGAAAAACGACAUCUCCGUCAUUCCUCCUUCCAGAAACACCGUCCCUCGAGACGGUGUCACAGCAUCCCCUUCCCCUAAAGAUCUCCAAGAUGAUCAAUCUCAUCGCUUCGAAGAUACAAGCGGGAAGGACACCCACGAAGAAAGUCUGGGCAACCCUUUCCUCCCAAAAGGGCAGACUCCUCCGGACCAGACCAUAAACACUGUUCUAGCUGCUCUUGCCCAGAACAAUGCGCUCUUGCAACAGCAAAGUAACCGAAUCGGGGCCCUCGAACAGAAGCGCCGUUCAAGAACUCCCCCCGAUCACAAAACUCGUUCUCGAAGCGAAAUGUUGACCAAGAAACGUCCACGUUCCCCUUCUCCCAAGAAGAAUGGGGAUCCCUCUUCCAAGAAAGGAUCGAGCGAUCAGCGUUCCCACCACCAUUCACAGUCCCCUCGGCCAAGAAGGAAAUCUAGAUCACCCUCGGGCAAACACGACGACAAUCGGAGGUGA